Monomorium pharaonis (pharaoh ant) is the source of this 1542-nucleotide messenger RNA. RefSeq names its product heat shock transcription factor, X-linked member 4. The coding region runs from base 312 to 1253 and encodes 313 amino acids. Gene Ontology annotation, biological process: regulation of DNA-templated transcription. The transcript has 3 exons. Gene Ontology annotation, molecular function: sequence-specific DNA binding; DNA-binding transcription factor activity. NCBI's taxonomy places the organism in Eukaryota, Metazoa, Arthropoda, Insecta, Hymenoptera, Formicidae. The record is from RefSeq and is a predicted model, not a curated record.
GUUUAAACGAUAUGUAAAUAUAUAUUACAACGGCAGUUUAUAUUGUUUGUCUUAUGCUCAAUUCAACCGAAGUCUCUCCGAACGUGACCUCUUGUCAUAAAUAGAGAUAUAUCCGUAUAUGUACAUAUAUUCAAUUCAUCAGAUGUAACGUGAAGAUAGUUAUGUGAUUUAUAUCUUCUUUUUUUUCUCAUAGUUCAAUAAGUGGAACAGUCUACUGUUAACAAGAGCCAACUGCGGGGUGAACGUGGAAUAAAUUAAUCUUUACAGUGAGUCGGAGAGUGCAGGAUAUAUAGACCAGACGGCGGGAAAACAUGGAAAAUAGGUGCGGGAAAGAGUUUGAUAUUAAAGUCGGAGAAGAAAUCGCGGAUCUGGAUAUAGACAGACAGAUCGAGUCUUCACCGAUGGUGAUACGCCCGUUUUUCGGGGGCCGCCCUGAUCGCCGUGAUACGUCGACAGUCGUUUGUUUCGAGGGGGAGGAAGAACGAGACAACGCACGGACGGGACGGGACGUUCGAAACGCGCCGUUCGAUCAACCGUUCGACCUGGAUUGCUCCAAAACGACCGCGACGAUGUACGAGGACUGCGUGCUGCAGUCGAUGCGAUUCCCGCAGAAGCUCUGGCAGAUCGUGAACGAGUGCAAGACCGGGGCAAUUCGAUGGAGCGCGAGCGGCGACACCAUACUGGUUGACUACAAGCAAUUCCAGGCGGAGUAUCUGGACGCGCGCCGGCCCAUCUUCAAGACGAACAACAUAACGAGCUUCAUCAGGCAGCUAAAUCUCUACGGCUUUCGCAAGAUUACGUGCCACGGUCGUGACCCGGCCUGCAACUCCUGCAAUCCGCACGUGCACGAGUUCCUGCACGACAACUUCCGCAUCGACCGGAUAGAUCUGCUGUCUAAGGUGUGCCGGAAGGCCGGCGGAAGGAUUCGCUGUAUGCAGCACGAGACUGCGAAAAAUCCCGAGGAGAAUCCGCAAUCGGAAACGAAUCGCAUGUCUCGCUUAAAACAGUGUCAGUUGGCUCUGACUAAAGCUUUGGAGGAAAUUAGCCAAGAGUACCGUCGAAAACGUGAUGAAGAGAAACAAUUGAUUAUAAGAAAGGAUAAUACUCCAAAACGUAUAAGAAAUUCUGAAGGAGAUAUAGUUCCUGUUUUGUACGAAAUUGAAUUCAACAGUGUUCCAAAUCGAAAAUCUACGAUAGAACGAAACGUAGAAUAUUUGAGGCUUCUUCCUCUCAAAGACCAAUGCAGCAUUUAAACACAUAUCAUUAAUUAAUUUAUAUUGCUACGAUGGGUAAACGCAAUCUACACUUCAAGAUUAAAAAUAUUAAUUAAAAUCGGCAUAGAACUACUAAGUAGAGUUUCAGUUUUCUUUUAGGCAAUAUUUAUAUUACAAUGUAAAGUUACUAUAAUAUUAUGUCUGUUAAAUUGUAAAUUAUAUUAAAUUUAAAUCUUUAUCUUUGUUAUUUUUUAGUAUCGGCUACAUGACUGGGUCAUUCGCGUUAGAAUUAAUUUUUACAAAUAUAAAAUAAUCUUCAAUUCUUAUA